AUGCCGCAGCGCACCAUUGACAUCUACACAGACGCUGCAAUCACAAGCGACAUAGCAAGCAUGGCCUGGAAUCCUGCUGACUGCAAGUCGGCUCGCAAGUUCCGAUGCAGCGUGAACAACGAAUGGGGCUUCGGUAGCGGUGUCCAUGACUUGCUCUGGUGCUUCGUGGCAGCCUUGCAGACGGGUCGCACGCUUAUCCUUGACACCUCCAAAUGGCACUACACCCCGAGUGGCAACUGGUCGACUUUUUUCCAGCCUGUCGCUGGGCCUUCAUGCGAUGGUGUACACAUAGACAAGGAGACCAUCAUAUUCAUGCCGGGGCAAAGAUCUCGCACCGAGACUCGCCGCAGAAUUCUCGAUUUGCCUACCUCCAUUAUCAGGACCUUGGUUGCAAACCACGCGGAGCCCUAUGCGUGGUGGUGUGGGCUGAUCGUGAGUUACAUCUUGCGGCUUCAGAAUUCCACACAGCAGAAAAUCGAGAACUUCAAAAAGAAGAUUGGAUACAAGCGUCCUAUUGUUUCGUUGCAUAUACGGCGCACGGACAAAGAUGGAGAGGCUGCACACCAUAAUGUCAAUGAAUACAUGCAUCAUGCUGAAGAAUUCUACAGCGCUCUGGCACUUCGAGGGGAGACAGUCGAGAAGCGAGUGUUCGUCGCUACCGAUGAGCCAAGCGUCAUUGAUGAAAUAAAAUUCAGGUUUCCAAGUUUUGUCAUCAUUGCAAACAAGCAUGCAUCGACUGAGGCUUCGUGGUUGGAUACCAGAUACGGAAUCAGCGCCCUGGAAAACGUCAUCAUCGAUGUUAAUCUAUUGGCCGAGUCGGACCGCCUCGUUUGCGCUUUUUCUUCUGGGUUCUGCCGUGUCGCAUAUCAAUUGAUGCAAGCAAGGCACGCCAAAGCUGGUUUCGACGCCACGCGCAAGGCGGUGUCAAUCGACGUUGAGUACUUUUACGCCUUUGUGUCUUUUCCGCCUCGCCGAACACUCUACGAGAACAGCGUGGUCACCGCCAACGAAAUCAACUGGACGCGCCCUGGUGUUCUUUUAGAAAAAAUGCACGAUCUAGUAGCACUGCACGAGGCUAAGGAAAAGAAGUACGCGGACGGCUUCAGCGCAAUUCUCCCUGAGGGAUCCAAGAAGUCUGGGCUGUCCUGA
Dermacentor silvarum is the source of this 1149-nucleotide messenger RNA. RefSeq names its product alpha-(1,6)-fucosyltransferase. The record is from RefSeq and is a predicted model, not a curated record. The transcript is spliced from 7 exons. Gene Ontology annotation, molecular function: alpha-(1->6)-fucosyltransferase activity. The coding region runs from base 1 to 1149 and encodes 382 amino acids. Gene Ontology annotation, biological process: protein N-linked glycosylation. Lineage: Eukaryota; Metazoa; Arthropoda; Arachnida; Ixodida; Ixodidae.